Molecule: messenger RNA, 2149 nt
Organism: Eriocheir sinensis (Chinese mitten crab)
Lineage: Eukaryota; Metazoa; Arthropoda; Malacostraca; Decapoda; Varunidae
Product: neurofilament light polypeptide-like
Exons: 2
Coding region: 31-1422 (463 amino acids)
Molecular function (GO): RNA binding
Source: RefSeq, a predicted model, not a curated record
CAUGACUUUUGUCAAACAUUUACAAUACAAAUGAAGACAAAAUUAGUGAGCAGAAUGUUCCCUAAAACCUGCAGCAAGCACAACAUCCGACGCACCGUGCUCGGCACCUGCGUCGUGCUGGCCGCCGACGGCGGCGCCAGCGGCGGGGCGUGGCCCCGCAAGGUGACCAUCACCCUCUUCCGGCGUCGGGGGUGCUGGCGAGCCCUCAGCUCGCGGAAGGUGGCCGCCUUCGCCUUCCCGGAGGCGUCCGGCCCCAUCUCCGUCACUGCCCCGCUGGACCUGGAGUAUCUCUUCAGGUGCAGCGGGAAACCAGACGCCGAAGCCACGCAGAUCAAGAUUUGUGUGGCGUACCGCCGCGGUGCAACUCGCAAGGCCCGCGUUAGCCUGGAGGAGUUCCUGGAGGCGCUGCUGGAUGGAGGGCGACCUGACAGCUUCUUCCUGUACAUCUAUGAAGACAAAGUCGGCCUCCAGCAAGCCAGUCAGCAGUUCCAGGCCCUUCCCACAACAUGGCCACUGGAAGAGAAGCCCGACAAGGGAAAGAAGGCCAUGCAUACUGAAGGAAACACCGAUGCCACAUACAACGAAUGGAAGGUUUUCCUGGAACAGGUGUUUUCGAUGGAAGACGAUGAAGGAGACACCGCCAAUGAUGAAGACACCUACAACGAAUGGAAAGUUUACCUAGAAAAGGUGUUUGCGGCGGAAGAUCAUGACGAUGACACUUACAAUGACGAUGACACUUACAAUGAACGGAAGGAUCUCCCGGAAAGGGUGCUUACGGUGAAAGAUAAAGACUUUUGCGAGGCGGCGCACGAGGUUGUGGAAGCCUCUGAUGUCGAUGCAACAGAAGAGGAGGAAGCCUCAAAUGUUCCUGCCGCGAAAGAGGAAGAAAAAGAAGCCUCUGAUGUUGGUGACGCAGAAGAGAAAGAAGCCUCUAAUGUUCCUGCCGCAGAGGAUGAAGAAGCCUCUGAUGUCGGUGCCGCAGAGGAUGAAGAUGUCUCUGAUGUCGGUGCCGAAGGAGAGGAGAAAGCCUCUGAUGUUACCGCCGCAGAGGAGGAAGAAACCUCUGAUGUCGGUGCCGCUGAAGAGGAAGAAGCCUCUGAUGUUCCUGCCGCAGAGGAGGAAGAAACUUCUGAUGUCGGUGCCGCUGAAGAGGAAGAAGCCUCUGAUGUUCCUGCCGCAGAGGAGGAAGAAACCUCUGAUGUCGGUGCCGCUGAAGAGGAAGAAGCCUCUGAUGUUACCGCCGCAGAGGAGGAAGAAACUUCUGAUGUCGGUGCCGCUGAAGAGGAAGAAGCCUCUGAUGUUACCGCCGCAGAGGAGGAAGAAACUUCUGAUGUCGGUGCCGCUGAAGAGGAAGAAGCCUCUGAUGUUCCUGACGUAGAAAAGGAAGAAGCCUCUGAUGUUCCUGCCGCAGAGGAGGAAUAAGCCACUGAUGUUCCUGCCGCAGAGGAGGAAUAAGCCUCUGAUGUUCCUGCCGCAGAGGAGGAAAAAGCCACUGAUGUUCCUGCCGCAGAGGAGGAAAAAGCCACUGAUGUUCCUGCCGCAGAGGAGGAAAAAGCCACUGAUGUUCCUGCCGCAGAGGAAAAAGCCACUGAUGUUCCUGCCGCAGAGGAGGAAAAAGCCACUGAUGUUCCUGCCGCAGAGGAGGAAAAAGCCACUGAUGUUCCUGCCGCAGAGGAGGAAAAAGCCACUGAUGUUCCUGCCGCAGAGGAGGAAAAAGCCACUGAUGUCGGUGCCACAAGAGGGGAGGAAGCCUCUGAUGUCGGUGCCGCAGAAGAGGAGGCACCACUGCACGGAGAAGCCUCUCGGGGCGAAGUCCAUUCACCCGUGACCGUCCCUGCCGCCCCCGCCACAGCUUCCCUCGCCUACCGCAGCCUCACCGUGGCGCAGAGAUUCAUCUCCCGCCUCGCAGGACCCAGUGACCGCCAGCUGGAGGACCUGCGGCGGAGCCACGGCGUCAGCAUCGUGCGGGUCAGGCGAACCCUGCACAUCAAGGGCCACAGAGACGCUGUCCUGCGGUGCCACCGACACAUACGGGACGAGAUCGCCGAGUGGCGGAGGCGCGAGGCCGCUGAGGCUCAGUAAGCGAGCCACAGACGCGCCUGUGACCCGUGACGGCCGCCUUAGCACCAUGUUUCUUAGUAUUUCUUAU